This is a messenger RNA of Helianthus annuus (common sunflower), 1788 nucleotides long. RefSeq names its product cyclin-dependent kinase D-3. Gene Ontology annotation, biological process: protein phosphorylation; positive regulation of transcription by RNA polymerase II. Gene Ontology annotation, cellular component: transcription factor TFIIK complex; nucleus; transcription factor TFIIH holo complex. Bases 283 to 1503 code for a protein of 406 amino acids. NCBI's taxonomy places the organism in Eukaryota, Viridiplantae, Streptophyta, Magnoliopsida, Asterales, Asteraceae. Gene Ontology annotation, molecular function: ATP binding; cyclin-dependent protein serine/threonine kinase activity; RNA polymerase II CTD heptapeptide repeat kinase activity. The transcript is spliced from 8 exons. The record is from RefSeq and is a predicted model, not a curated record.
UAUGUCACCACUCACCUUCUAUUUCAUAACCCAUGUCCAAACGCACCCUUAACAUUGUACGACCCUGUCCUGUUCUCUCUCUCUCUAGCAGCACUGAUUGCUUAGCUAACCACCGAUUUUCACACAUAAAUCCGUCACACAAGACUCCAUUCAAACCACUUACAUCCAAAUUCCACCAAUAUUUCAUCAUCCACAUAUAAAUCGGCCAUGAAUUCCUUCACAAUUUACCCCUAAAAAGUUAAACAAAUACAGGAUUAACAUAACCACAAUAGAGGAAAAGAGAUGGCGGAUUUGGAUCAGUUAUUAGCGAAAAAAGUUGCUGAUCGAUACUUAAAGCGUGAGGUUCUUGGAGAAGGUACUUAUGGAGUUGUGUACAAGGCCAUUGAUACUAAGACAGGACAAACUGUUGCAAUAAAGAAAAUUCGUCUCGGGAAGCAGAAGGAGGGGGUGAAUUUUACCGCUCUUAGAGAAAUAAAGUUACUGAAAGAGCUUAAAGACCCAAAUAUAAUAGAGCUGAUUGAUGCUUUUCCUCAUAAAGGGAAUUUGCAUCUUGUUUUUGAGUUUAUGGAGACUGAUCUCGAAGCUGUUAUUCGCGAUAGAAACAUUGUUCUUUCACCCACUGAUAUAAAGUCGUACCUGCAAAUGACAUUAAAAGGACUUGCCUUCUGUCACAAGAAAUGGGUUUUACAUAGGGAUAUGAAACCGAAUAAUCUUUUGAUAGGACCUCGCGGGCAAUUAAAACUUGCGGAUUUUGGGCUGGCAAGAAUAUUUGGUAGUCCUGACCGAAGGUUUACUCACCAGGUUUUUGCUCGAUGGUAUAGAGCACCCGAGCUAUUAUUUGGUGCAAAACAGUACGGUCCCGGGGUUGAUGUUUGGGCUGCAGCUUGUAUAUUUGCAGAGCUUCUUUUACGCCGCCCUUUUCUGCAGGGUAGCAGUGACAUCGAUCAAUUGGGGAAAAUCUUUGCUGCAUUUGGGACUCCAAAAGAAACUCAAUGGUCAGAUAUGAAAUAUCUCCCUGAUUAUGUCGAGUACCAGUUUGUCCCCGGGCAACCGCUUAAAACAUUGUUUCCAAUGGCUAAUGAUGACGCGUUGGAUCUGUUAUCCAAGAUGUUUUCAUACGAUCCAAAGGCUAGAAUUUCAGCACAACAGGCAUUAGAGCAUAGGUACUUCUCAUCUGGACCGCCACCUACUGAACCAGCAUCGCUUCCGAGACCGCCACCAAAAAGGGAGUCUGUAGAUUCAAAGCCUUCAGAUUUUGGUCCAACUGUGCUAUCACCUACAAGAAAGUCGAAAAGAGUGGUGUCGCACCCUGAAGGAUAUGUUGAGAAGGUUGAUGACCAUGGCGUUGGUAAUGAACGAAGUGGGCCCGUCCCAAUGUCGCUAGAUUUUUCGGUCUUUGAAGCAAGGCCUCCAGCUAGACCAACAAUUAACAGUGCUGACAGAACUCAUCUGAAAAGAAAACUAGACCUUGAGUUCCUAAUCCCUGAAGAAGAUGAAGAUUGAUGAAAUCUCGAUAGGAAGAUUAUUUAAUCGAUAACAUAUAUUCUUGUUGAACAUUCGAUUUUUUGUUUUUUAAGAUUGAGCUGAGUGAGUCGGUUUAUGUUGUAGCAGAGAGAGGCUUGGGUUUUGGUAAGAAUGCAGCAGUAGAACAGUAACAUGAUUAUUUUGUGCUCGAGAACUAUGGGAUAUGUUUAAUUUGUGUUGCUCAAUUGUAAAAACAUCAAAGAAGUCGGUCCAAAGUUAUACAAUAUGGUUUGUAUGCAGUGUGCUAUACCAGUUUUGAUCUAA